UUUGGACCACCAUAACGAAGACAUAUCGGUGAUGUGCUCUAAGGGCCCAGUCAGCACCCUCUCUGGGAUGGUCAGUAUAAGAUGUACACUAGGCACCCGUGAUGUCCCGACACUAGUUGCUCUGUAUAGGCCUCUGAUCGUUCGUUGUGCCCGAGGAAUAGAGCUACUCUUUCACUUAAAGGAUGCUAUUGAUGAUCAGGGCCGACAAGAGGUACGUCAAGCCAGCAGAAAUCUAGGGGACAUCGCCUCUAUGGAAUGCUUGCUUACUCAUUUAGAAGUCAGCGAACAUCCUCAAAAAUGGCAAAUGUUUGUGGAUGCUUUGGAGAAUAAUGAGUACCACUACCUCGCGGACGCUCUGAAAGGCCAGGAAGUGCCAAGAGAUGUAUUCGUCAAAUUUAGGAAACUUUUGAUGGAACACAACCUUCAGUUCAUCGGACGAUUUAAUCCAACGGACGUCCUUCCAGAACUUCAUAGGAGGAAAGUGUUAAACGAUAUGGAUAAAGAAAAUAUUAUAGCAGAACAAAGGACGCAGGGAAACAUGGGAGCCACAGGCGUUCUUCUUGAUCGAGUAUGGCGGCGGCAUACCAAUUGGUAUGAAGAAUUUUUGGAUGUUCUUUGCAAAGACUACCUGGACAUUGUCAAAAGAAUGGACACGGAAUUUUAUGAGAAAUGGCAGAUAGCAAACAACAGGCAAGUUGAACUUCCAGUAAAACAACUUGCCAGCUCUUCAGAAAUUAGCGGUAGUAAAAAAGAGGAUUCAGAUAUGGUACCACCAGAAUCUUCACCUAGCUCAAACAGAUUGGAUUCUUUUGGCAGGAAGAGUUCUUUCUCAAUUCGUGAGGACUACAUAUCAGCAACGGGUGAUCCCCACAAUACCCUUGGUGAUCGCUCCACUUCCCCACAAGAUAGCAUUGCUUUUGAACCAAGUGGCGAGCUGACGUUGAAUAGCCUUUACAGUGAUUUUGGUGAUUAUGACGAUGAAAUAACUCAGGAAAAGAGAAGGAUUGCACAAGAACAACUAAAUUCCCUGCAUUCAGUUCAGAAACGGGAACCGGAGGAUAAAUCUAUUGAAGAUUUGGGGAUUCCAGACACAUCAGGAGGUCAUACCAAGAGUUUUGUGUCAACCACAGGUUCAAGGUCAACAAAUCUGAGGGCAAACAUCCAGGCUGGUGACCAGGAAAACCUGAGUAGUAUUCCCUCCCUUAGCGGCGGUGCAACUUCAUCUUUGGUGGGCCGGCUGUUACAAAGUAUAGAGAAUUGUGUCAAUGAAGAUUUGCAGAGAGAAGGGGGCGCUGUUCCCAAUAUCAUAGGACCUGAACAUCCAAUCAUCGAUACAGAGUCUGUUGACGAAAACAACGAGAGUUCAGACGAAGAAGAACGCAUCCCUGCUAAACCUCUAAACUUGCGCAGCUAUCAAAUGGAGUUGGCACAAGCAGCCCUGCAAGAUAAAAACUGCAUCAUCGUUGCUCCUACUGGAAGUGGAAAAACACAUGUUGCUAUGAAAAUCAUACAGAAUCAUCGUGAAAAACGGAGGCGUCUGAAUAUACCGAAAGUCGCUUUUUUAGUUGAACAAAGCGCUCUUGCAGAACAACAGGGAAAAGUUUGCAAAGAGUAUCUGGGUUGUAAAAUUAAGGUUAUCACUGGAGAGAAGCAACGGACAGAGAGCCUCCAGAGUCUUUCGUGUUGGAUUCAGAAAAAGGAUGUACUGGUCAUCACUGCACAGAUUUUGGUUAAUGCGUUGGCUACGGGGGACGUUCAGAUUGAAGCUUUCUCCUUGAUAGUUUUUGACGAAUGUCACCACUCGCACGCCAAGCAUCCAUACAAUCAAAUAAUGGCGUACUAUCUGGAUCUUAAGCUGGAAGAUAAGCACAAGCAACUCCCCCAAAUUGUAGGUCUGACAGCUUCCGUUGGAGUUGGUACGGCGGAGAAAGAAGAGAAAGCAAUUGGCUGGAUCAUUAGCAUGAUGGCCAACAUGGACGCCGAGGAACUUAGUGUUGUUGAAGAAAAUAAGGCGGAAUUGGCCCAACAUGUUUAUAUUCCGGAUCAAGAUGUGGUAAAAACUAACUCAAGAAAGAAAAACGACUUCGGGCGAAUCAUAGAUGGCAUCAUGAAGGCGAUUCAUAGAUGGAUGAUUCAAUCUAUACAUGCCAAGGCUCUGACGGACCAGAGUGUUCUGAAGCCCCCGGCGGAGUGUGGCAACAAUCAGUACACACAGUGGCUCAGUCGACUGUGGAAGGAGGGGGCAAAAAUAGUAGACGAGAAGGCCAGGCGCUUCAUCCAUUCCUGCAGAGUCAAUCUGGAUAUGUACAACAAAGCCUUGAUUAUAUAUACCAAUGCACGCACCUCUGAUUCCCUUGCCUUCAUCAAAGAUGAACUGAGGCGUUGGGACAAACACCAAAUUCUGGACGAUACCGACAUUAAACUCAGAUCUUUCUUCGAACAAACCUACGGAAGACUACAGACAUACACAAUGGAUCCAGAUUACAAUAACCCAAAGCUGAUGGAACUAGGAAGGUUGAUAUUGCAAGCAUUUGGGUAUGAUGCUGAUUCACGAGGCAUAAUAUUGGUCGGAACCAGAGAUUUGGUGAAAGCAAUUCACCGUUGGAUGAUGGAAACGGAUGAUCUGCGCCAUCUCAAACCUGUCAUGUUUACCGGAGCGCAAGCCAAGAGCAGCGCAGGAGGAAUGACAAAGGUACAGCAGAUUGAUGCUCUAAGCCUGUUCAAGGAGGGUCGACAUAAAAUUGUCAUUGCUACAUCUGUGGCUGAGGAAGGUCUAGAUAUCCAGAAAUGUAAUCUUGUGAUUCUGUAUUCUUACGUCAGUAAUGAGAUCGCCAUGGUCCAGGCAAGAGGGAGGGAAAGAUGUGAGAAUGGAAAAUACUCUGUGGUGGCUGAACAGGGAGAUAAGACUGCUGAGAGGGAGGAGUUGAACAUCAUCAGAGAAGCUAUGAUGAACCGUGCCAUAGAUCUGUUGAGGGAGAAAUUUAGGAGGGAGCGGAGAGAAUGUCUGAACAUCAUACUUGGCUUGCAAGAAAAUGCUAAAACAGAGCGUGACCUGGCAGCGAAAAAUGAAGAAGGAUUCUUAGUUCGCCGGGGCGAAUACGUGCUCAGAUGUCAAAAGUGUAGUAAGUACAUAUGUAUGUCAAAUGAGGUCAGAAAGAUACAGAACGCCCACCAUGCCUGUAUUUGUGACGACAUUAAAGAGCGAGUCUUGGGGCAGCUCCUGCCCCGCCCCCAGUUCGAGGACGUGGACCUUAAGUGUGCCGUCGCCAAGCUCCUCUGCCGAUCCUGUGGGUCAGAUCUAGGAAACGUCUCCGUCUACAAAAAUGCCCAGUUCCCGAUCCUGAAGAUAGAGGGGCUCUUGAUGGAAGACAACAUGGGCCGACGAGACGUGAAGAAUAAGUUGAAGAGCUUGCCAUUCUUGGUGAAGGAAAUAACUGCUGAAGAUAUACAGCAGCGUGCUCGUGGAGAGAAACUCAUUGAUAUGAUCUAA
This is a messenger RNA of Magallana angulata, 3490 nucleotides long. Its product is annotated as antiviral innate immune response receptor RIG-I-like. Gene Ontology annotation, molecular function: ATP binding; DNA binding; hydrolase activity. The record is from RefSeq and is a predicted model, not a curated record. The transcript is spliced from 16 exons. Gene Ontology annotation, cellular component: cytoplasm. NCBI's taxonomy places the organism in Eukaryota, Metazoa, Mollusca, Bivalvia, Ostreida, Ostreidae. The coding region runs from base 32 to 3490 and encodes 1152 amino acids.